Molecule: messenger RNA, 1392 nt
Organism: Acanthamoeba castellanii str. Neff
Lineage: Eukaryota; Discosea; Longamoebia; Acanthamoebidae
Product: UBX domain containing protein
Exons: 3
Coding region: 1-1392 (463 amino acids)
Molecular function (GO): ubiquitin binding
Source: RefSeq, a predicted model, not a curated record
AUGCACAGACUGAUGCGAAAGCUGAGGCGAGAGCUGUCGUUGAACGGCCACCAUCAGCAUCUCAGCGAGGAGGAGGCCAUGCGACAGGUGCUUCUGCAGCACGCUCUGGCCCGACAGGAGGAGCAGGAGAGGUGGCAACGCUUGGCCUUCGCAGAAGCAGAGGCCCAGCACCAGGCGGCCCUCGCCGCUGCAUCGAUGGCACCAGCAACCCCUCCAUUUUUAGCUCCGAACUACGCGGCCUACGUAAACCAGGCGACGGGGAUACCGCAGUGGACUGGAGCGGCGGCCCCGGGUCCCUACGCCCAGCCGAUGGCGAGUUUAACUCCGAACGUGGCCGACGAGGAGGUUCAGGUGCAACGGGCGCUGGAGGAGUCGCGGCGCGAGGAGGAAGAGCGAAAGCGAAGGCAGGCGGCGGCCGAAGAGGAAGAACGAAGGGCGAUCGCCCAGCGGCAGCGAGAAAGCGAAGAGGAGUUCUACAGGAUGCAGCAACGACAAACUGCCUUCAUCCACGACGUCGAGCAUCAAGAAGACGAAGAAGAAGAUGAAGAAGAUGACGAAGCGCGCCGGGCAGCGCUGGAAGAAGCCAAGCAGGUCCAGCUCGCCCUCCAGCUCUCCCUGGCCGAGCAGAAGCUUCGAGCCCGUCCACAGCAGCAGCAGACCUGGGACGGCCUGCGGGCCGAGGGCUUCGCUGACGACGAGCCAUCGCACCACUUCUUCGAUCAUGGCGGCCACCACGAGGCCUACGACCGACGGAAGGGGAAGGAGAAGGUGGUCGAUGACGAUGAAAAGGAGGACGGAGGCGCGGAUGAUGAGCGCGAACUGGCCCUGCGGCUGUCUCAGCUGGUGCACUUGCCGCCGGAGGCGCGUGCUCGGGAGGAGCAGGCCAUCUACCGCGCAGCGCUCAUCAACGAACAGCGGACAGACAUGGUGAAGGAGGACCAGAAGCUCCAGGAACAGAUCGAGCGCGACCGCGCCCUCGCGCUAAUCGCACGCGCUCGAAACAAAGAAGCUGCACUCCUGCCCGAACCGCCCACAGGCACGGAGGGCGCAACGGAGCUGGUGGUGCGGAUGCCGGAUGGCGGGCGUACGCGCAGGCGUUUCCCGCCCGACGCCACCCUGCAGGCCAUCAAGGACUGGGUCGACGUCGAGCUGGCCAAGUCGCACCAGACCGAGCUCGACAAGCUGAGCAUUGUCAACGACGACGACAACGACAACGACAACGAAGAGGGCGAGGCGGUGGCAGUGGUGCGGACCCAGGCCGGGUCGUAUCUGGUGGGCGGCUAUGACCUUGUGACGGAUUUCCCGCGGCGCGCGUUCACCGACAUGCGCGUGAGCGCGAGCCAGGCCGGCCUUUGUCCUCGCGCCCUGCUCAACCUUUCCCGCAAGCAAUAA